Molecule: messenger RNA, 1457 nt
Organism: Abrus precatorius (Indian licorice)
Lineage: Eukaryota; Viridiplantae; Streptophyta; Magnoliopsida; Fabales; Fabaceae
Product: protein MULTIPLE CHLOROPLAST DIVISION SITE 1
Exons: 6
Coding region: 114-1202 (362 amino acids)
Biological process (GO): chloroplast fission
Cellular component (GO): chloroplast inner membrane; chloroplast
Source: RefSeq, a predicted model, not a curated record
UCUGGAAUGCAAAAGCAUAUGAACCCUAACCUUUUUACCUUGAACUCGGAUUGAAGGAGAGAGUGAAAGAAUGGAAGCGGAAAGCUUGAAUUGAGUUAUUCUCACCAAAUCGCAUGGCGUCAGUUUGGACAGUGCAGUUUCGAUCGCUUUCUGUUCGUGGUUGGCCCUCAAUUAGUUGUAGCAGUGGCAGCAGCACUAGAAUUCGCAUUCGUAUCACAAAUGAGAUCUCCAAUUGGCGCUAUCGCACCCAACAACUCAAACAACAUUCCAUCAAUUCCAUCACCAAUUUUCAUCAUCAACUCGCUACUUCCAUUCCCACGCCCCCCUUCCUGCUGAAUCGAAAUGGGGGAAGCAAUUUUCCGAUUUGGGUGUGCGUUGCGGUUGUGGUAUUGGCUGUGGUGAUGAGGCUGAGGGUCCUGUCCAGAAAAAAGGACCGCCCUGGUUCUGUUGCUGAUCUUGUUAGACGUGGCCAACUGAGAUCUGAUAGAAGAGGCAUAUCAAGGCCUCUCAAGUAUGAAGACCCAUUCAAUAAUCCCUUUGUCAAGGUUGGCAAAAGCAAUUCUACUGUUGAGAUGUGUGGUAAGGUUUACCGUUUAGCCCCUGUUACUCUUACCCAAGAGCAACAAGCCACUCACCAAAAGAGGAGGUCACGUGCAUAUCAGUGGAAGCGACCCACCAUAUUCCUUAGAGAAGGAGACUUGGUUCCUCCCGAUGUUGAUCCUGAUACGGUCAGGUGGAUUCCUGCAAACCAUCCCUUUGCAACAACUGCUACUGACCUUGACGAGGACUUGGCACAAAACAAUGUGUAUCAAAAGAAUGGAGUUCCUUUCCGUAUUCAAGCUGAGCAUGAGGCCCUGCAAAGAAAGCUUGAAACCCUACAAAAUGAGCAGAAACUAAAUAAACUAGUGAUAGAUCCUACCAAUGCUAAAGAAUUUGAACGGCCAUUUGACUCCCACGCCAAAUUAAAUGACCAAGCAGAGAAGAGCUCUGUAAACAAUCAGGAGCCGAAGCUCAAUAAACUAGUAAUAGAUCCUACCAAUGCUAAAGAACUUGAAAGAUCACUCAACUCCCACGCCAGAUUAAACGAUAAUGCAAAGAGCUCCGCAAACAGUCAGGCGAGUGAUUCUCACUCCUCUAAAUUAAAUAGUGGCCCAAAUCUCUUUGAAAGUGCUUCAUCAUCCGAAGAAGACCCAAAUCUUUAGGUUGUUUUCACUUUGCACACAGCUUUUACCCGUAUUGAUCCAGGUUAAAAUUGCUGAGUCGGGCUAUAAAUCUCUAAGAACAAUAAAAAUAUAGAUUUGAAUUUGCCCAAAAUUUUUGUACUAUUCAUUGACUAGCCUUAGAACUGUCACUGUAUAGGUGAGAACUGUAAAUAUAAUUUCAUUGCUGCAUAUUUUCAAGUUAUGCUGUUACUCAGAUUUCACCGUUAAUGCUGAGUCCUUAUGCGGCGCGUUUUG